AUGGUACAAUUACCAAUCGAACAAAAUUUUUUAGAAAAUUCUAAAACUUUUGAUUGGUUUAAAAAUAGAUUAAUGAAAAAAGUAUAUAAAACAAAUAGUAAUAAUAAUAAUAAUAAUAAUAAAGAAAUAGGAAAUAUAAAUAUCACGCAAACUAUAAAGCUUGGACGGAAUAAUAAUAAUAAUGUUAUUAAUCAUAAAUUAGACCAUCAGAAUUCAGAACAAAGAUCACGGAAUGUAAGUUAUCGGAAUAGAAGUGCUUCGGAUGUGCACAACAAUAGUGAUACUACAAAUGAUCCAUUUAUAUUUAUUAAUGUCAGUAAACUACUUGAACGAGAAAAACGUCAUGUUCCUUCAGUGGCACAUUAUAUUCUUUCGCCGUUAGUAGCUAAUCGAAAGAAGGAUCCUUACAAUUAUAUCUCACUGACAUCAUCAUCAUCUUCAACAUCAUCCUUACCAUUAACUUAUGGAUUACAGAAUUCACGAAAAGAAAAAUCAACUAAAUUUGGAACAUCAGUAAGACCUAGAAAGCUGACAAGUCAAUCAUUUAUCGCAUACAAUGUUGAAAAUGAUAUUUUUAACUUUGUAUUUCAAUUUGUACGAUAUAAUCGGACAUCAGUAGAUUUGAUUACGGUAAGUUAA
This is a messenger RNA of Schistosoma spindalis, 639 nucleotides long. The record is from the annotation of a GenBank genome assembly. Lineage: Eukaryota; Metazoa; Platyhelminthes; Trematoda; Strigeidida; Schistosomatidae.